Molecule: messenger RNA, 1627 nt
Organism: Juglans microcarpa x Juglans regia
Lineage: Eukaryota; Viridiplantae; Streptophyta; Magnoliopsida; Fagales; Juglandaceae
Product: protein COFACTOR ASSEMBLY OF COMPLEX C SUBUNIT B CCB2, chloroplastic
Exons: 7
Coding region: 121-981 (286 amino acids)
Biological process (GO): cytochrome b6f complex assembly
Source: RefSeq, a predicted model, not a curated record
UCUUGUUGCGGGCCAGUCCUACAAAUAAGUUAGCAGCACCCAACGAAUUUUUCAAUUUGAAAACAUUUUCCCAGCUUCCAAAUACCAAUUAGAAAAGAGAAAGAAAGGGAAGAAAGGAAAAUGAGCAACCUACUCUGUUCUAAUCCGUUAAUUCAGUUCAAAAUGAAGAUAAUCCCUGCUCAGUUCCCCGCCAAAAAAUCCACCAUGAAACCCGCAUCAAUCUCCUCUCGUCUUCAAAACUCUCAAACUCCCUCGAAUCAACAACUUAACCUAUCCGUUCUUCGCUUCACUCUCGGGAUACCUGGGUUGGACGAGUCCUAUUUACCCAGAUGGAUCGGGUACGGGUUCGCUUCGCUUCUCAUUCUGAACCACUUCGUGGGUUCGGAUUCUGCUACAACCACUCCGGCACAGCUUAGAACAGAAGCUAUCGGCCUUUCUUUGGCUGCAUUCUCCGUUUUAAUCCCCUAUCUUGGAAAGUUUCUUAAGGGUGCUAGUGCAACAGAUCAAGCAACUAUCCCUGAAGGUACUGAGCAAAUUUUUGUCAUGUCACAAAACAUCUUGGAUACUAAGAAGGAAGACUUGGCUUGGGCAACUUACGUCUUGCUUCGCAAUACCAACACCAUUGCUGUGUUAAUAUCCGUUCAAGGUGCAUUAUGUGCACGUGGCUACUGGAAUAUACCAGAAGAGGCAUCAAGAAAAAAUUUACUUGAAUGGUUUGAGAGACAAAUUGAAAGGAUUGGCCUAAAAAAUCUGAAGGACACCCUUUAUUUUCCUCAGAAUUCAGAUUCUGUGCUUUGGGAGCUGUUACCCAAGGGGACUCGUUCUCUCCUGGUACAACCAGUGCUACAAGUACCAAAACCUGGUGCCAAUCAAAUGGAAGGUAUUGAAGGUUUUGUCCUGUUGGCGUCAAGCAUGGGCUAUGCAUAUAGCGAUAGAGAUAAAGCCUGGAUAGGAGCUCUUGCAAACAAAUUUGGAGGAUGAUAUGCUAUUUAUCUUCAAUUGAUGAAACACAUCAAAGUUCCAGAUUGUGGAGAUGGAAAACGACUACAAAAAUUUCUCCAAGCCAUACACCAGAUUCUGCAAGAAAAAUUUACAAUGGAAAGGGCAUUUUCACUUUGGAGAUGGACUAAAGCAAAAUGCUUGAAGACAUUAAAAAAUUAAAUGGCAUUGGAUUGGUUACCUUAAGGCGCACAACCUUUCUGAUGGCCAAGAUUAGGCCUGGCAUGAGACAUUGCACAUUGGUGAUAUCAUGUUUGAGAGAGUAUACCUGUGGUAAGCAGUAUUUAUGGAACAGAUAGUGAUGUUCGUAAACUGUUCAAGGUCAUGCUUCUGAAAACAAGAAAAGGAAAACCACUAACACACCUCUCCUGGGCCUGAGAAGUGGACUGUUGUACUCGAAGGAAGUCCUGGAAGGACUAAGCUAUGUACUCGAACCCCAUCUUCUCCUAGAACUUGACCCCUUGCCUUAUAGGAUGAAAAGAAAAGUAAUGAACUGCUUUUGUAUCAUGUGGACCUCUGUAAAUGUUUCCUAGUUAUUUGAUUCUAUGAGAUCUAGAUUUUCCACUUUUCAUCUUGUUACUAUUGUUGUCGUUAUUGUUAUUAUUAUUAUUAUCAUUUUGCCAUCACU